Molecule: messenger RNA, 556 nt
Organism: Lingula anatina
Lineage: Eukaryota; Metazoa; Brachiopoda; Lingulata; Lingulida; Lingulidae
Product: small ribosomal subunit protein uS15
Biological process (GO): translation
Cellular component (GO): ribosome; cytosolic small ribosomal subunit; nucleolus
Molecular function (GO): structural constituent of ribosome; small ribosomal subunit rRNA binding
Source: RefSeq, a predicted model, not a curated record
UCACGUGACCGGUCUCUUAUUCCAAUCCGCCAUCAUGGUUCGCAUGCACGCACCUGGCAAGGGCAUUUCCCAGUCUGCCCUACCAUACAGACGCAGUAUACCAACAUGGCUGAAACUGACCUCUGAUGAUGUCAAAGAACAAAUUUACAAGCUAGCCAAAAAGGGUCUGACACCUUCCCAAAUUGGUGUUAUCCUGAGGGAUUCCCAUGGUGUUGCUCAGGUGAGGUUUGUGACUGGGAACAAGAUCCUGCGUAUCCUGAAGGCCAAGGGUCUGGCCCCUGACAUCCCAGAGGACCUGUACCAUCUCAUCAAGAAGGCUGUGGCCAUUAGAAAGCAUUUGGAGAGGAACAGGAAGGACACAGAUUCCAAGUUUCGUCUGAUUUUGGUGGAAAGCAGAAUCCACAGGUUGGCACGCUACUACAAGUCCAAGAAAGUGCUGCCACCUAACUGGAAAUAUGAGUCGGCAACAGCCUCUGCACUGGUAGCAUAAAUUGGAUAUUUUAUGUAAAGUGACUUUGAAUAAGAAAAAAAGAAUAAAGUGUACAGACUGAAUAAA